Molecule: messenger RNA, 1728 nt
Organism: Galendromus occidentalis (western predatory mite)
Lineage: Eukaryota; Metazoa; Arthropoda; Arachnida; Mesostigmata; Phytoseiidae
Gene: Nulp1
Product: Nuclear localized protein 1
Exons: 9
Coding region: 1-1728 (575 amino acids)
Cellular component (GO): RQC complex
Molecular function (GO): protein binding
Source: RefSeq, a predicted model, not a curated record
AUGUCUCUCCGUCAUAUGAAAAGAUUAGAGCAGCUGAACAACGUCUCAACUAUAGCUGACAACGAUGACGAAAUUGACGAUGUUCUGCCGCCUCCGAAGAACAAAUCCAUGUUCCAAAUGCGGAAUAAAGCCAAGAACAAGAAGAAGAAAAACAACUCCAAAGUCGAUGACGACAUCGAGAAAGAGCUUCGAUUCAUUGAAGACGAAAACCAGGCACCGAAGCAAAUUGUCGAAGAAACUUCGAGCGAAGAAGCGAGCAUCGACUCUCUACUGACAAUCCAGUUGAAACUCCUGAAGUACGAGAAUGAAGUCUACAGAAAAUUCGGACCAGAGGCCGUCAAAGCUGAAGGCGGGCUCGCUGGCGCCAAGGGUGGACCCCGUAUCGCCAACCGGAGCAUCCUCGUACGGGACGCGGGAUCUCAUUACGUCGAGAUGCGAGGGCGUAGAGUUGGAGGGGUCACCAUGGUGCCGACCGAUACCCCGGAUCAAUUCGAGUUCCGCUUCUCAUCUGACUAUUGGCAGGUGCAGGGGGAAUUCGCUUUUGCGGUAGACUUCGGCGAUUCUGCAGGACUCCUCGAGAUGCUGAUAGAGAGGAUUUCAGAUCACGUGGACCUACUCAUUCAAGCGUCCGACAUGCUCAGGGAAGAGGGAGAGGUUCCUCGAUCAGCUGAUUUGAUCGAACGGGCUCUGUAUAUUCUCGAAAAAGCUUUCCAUCCGUCGUUCAAUCUACAUAGUGGGAAAUGCCGACUAGAUUACGCUUGCAAACCGAAUCGAGCGUUGUACAUCACUUUGUUCCUGCACGCGUAUCAUAUAUCGUUGAAGGGAUGUCCGAGGACGGCUCUCGAAGUCUCGAAAGCCAUACUUUCGUUGGACCCCUGUCAUGAUCCUUUGGCUGUUUUGCUCGUCAUGGACAAUUUCGCGAUCCGAGCCCAUGAAUACAAAUGGUUGAUAAAUUUUUUCGAAGUUAUGCAAAAGAAUGGGAGGAAUCUGGACGGACUGCCGAACAUGGCUUACUCCGUCGCCUUAGCUCAUUUCCACCUCAAGGAAUAUGAUAAAGCCGAUGACUUGCUGAGAAAAGCUCUUCUUCGCUUUCCCAACGUUCUGAAAGCGGUGGCCGACAAAAACUCGGUCAUGAUGGACAGAACCUCAGCUGGUGUUUUCGACAAGUUCUACCCUGAGAAUCUUUUCGUCGACUUGUACGCCGAGAGGUGUGCUCACUUAUUCAAAGAGGCGAAUGUGAUGCAAUGGAUGGAAAAAGUCUGCUUGGAGAUCGCUUCGAGCCCUGAUCGCCCCGAGAAGCCGACCACUCCGAAAUACCCCCGGAACCUUCUGCGUCACAUCACAUUAUCACACGUCAAUGGAGUCAAGUUGCAGCCAAGGCAUCUACCGAAGGCGGACGAAACGGUUUAUGGCUUCGAUCCAUUCCCCCCGAAAACAUCUUACGGCGAUCUUACUCAAAAGCUGCCCCAGCGAAACUUGGAUGUCCUCGACGGCCUCCCCGAAGCGACGAUCAAUAAUUUCUUGAAUUCACUCAACCCCAACUGGACUGGACAUGAGGACGAUCAGAAUGUCGGAUCGAGCCUCAGGAGAGGAGUAGGAAGUCUCGUCGAAGCUGUCGUCGAUCUCAUGGGCAACAUCAUGGACGCCCGGAAUGAAGCCAACAACGAACAGGAAGCACAGGGUGACAAUCCGGCACCGAAUGAGCGUCAAGACGAUGCGCAGCAGUGA